CUGCCCCACGCCGUCGAAACAUACGACCAUUUUUUUUAAUGGGCUAUCUUGUUGGUGGCCUUGUGUCUGCAGUGUGGUGGGAAAGUUGAUUGGCGCUUUGUUUAACUUCAGUUUUAUUGAAAAACGUAAUAUUUAUAUUUAUUUUUCACUAUGUCCGAAGAGAUUGAAGGAACAAAGCCCGCCACCGAGGAGGCAACCCACGAAGAACAAGAGGAGAUGGAUGAUAAGAUCAUCAGCCCAGAGAAAGCAGAAGAGGUCAAACUGAAGGCCAGGUACCCUCAUCUUGGAGCAAAACCUGGGGGAUCCGACCUGCUCAGAAAACGGCUACAGAAAGGGCAAAAGUAUUUUGACUCCGGGGACUACAACAUGGCCAAGGCCAAGGUGAAGAACAAGCAGCAGCUGCCCGCGGUAACCCAGGCGGAGAAGGCGGAGAUCACCGGGGACCACAUCCCCACACCCCAGGACAUCCCUCAGAGGAAGCCCUCCAUUGUAGCCAGCAAGCUGGCCGGCUGACGGGACUACCGAUGCUUGGGAACUUUUUCCUGUUCUGUUGUUACCAUUCCAUUAUUCCCCUUGUUCUCUCUCUUUCUCCGAGUCUGUUCCAAUUCCUUUCCUUCCCAUUUGCCUUAAGGAGAUACCUUGUUUUUUUUUUGGCAGUGAAGCUAUUCAUCUGCUUUACAAUAAUGUGUCUCUGAUUUGUAUGUCUCUCUGUCCUGUGUCAAUACAAGUGAAAGGUAGCUGUUACUGUAGCUCUAGUUUGCAGUAUCCUUUUAACACAGAGACUGAAUAUUAAUUAGUCUCUGGAGAAGUUGACGAUUCCAAAAUCCAGAAGUAUCCCCUCAACCCUUCAUUGUUUGAACAUCAUGAUGUCGCUUGAACGUUUUACUGAGAGGUCUGUUUAAGUAUUCUUGGGAUGUAGCCAAUAAUAAAAGACAAGGCAGUGAAU
Esox lucius (northern pike) is the source of this 946-nucleotide messenger RNA. It is a transcript of the gene arpp19b, whose product is annotated as cAMP-regulated phosphoprotein 19b. The transcript has 3 exons. Gene Ontology annotation, molecular function: protein phosphatase inhibitor activity. The coding region runs from base 151 to 513 and encodes 120 amino acids. Gene Ontology annotation, cellular component: cytoplasm. The record is from RefSeq and is a predicted model, not a curated record. Lineage: Eukaryota; Metazoa; Chordata; Actinopteri; Esociformes; Esocidae.